Messenger RNA from Telopea speciosissima, 3185 nucleotides. RefSeq names its product phosphoinositide phosphatase SAC3-like. Bases 297 to 2786 code for a protein of 829 amino acids. The transcript is spliced from 16 exons. Gene Ontology annotation, cellular component: intracellular membrane-bounded organelle. Gene Ontology annotation, biological process: phosphatidylinositol dephosphorylation. NCBI's taxonomy places the organism in Eukaryota, Viridiplantae, Streptophyta, Magnoliopsida, Proteales, Proteaceae. The record is from RefSeq and is a predicted model, not a curated record. Gene Ontology annotation, molecular function: phosphatidylinositol-3,5-bisphosphate 5-phosphatase activity.
CUUCUGAAUUUCAACGUUUUAUUUCUGAGGUUAGAAGGGUUUUGUAGAUUGAGAGAUUCCAUCUCUCUCUAUAUUUCUCUCAUUAUCUGAAUUCGGUCAUUCGUUUGCUCGAUUGCGUGUAUUGGCUUGUGAAUGGAACGGAAGGGUGUAUAGUGGCCUUGCAGGAUUUUGGAGGAAAAUGUUAUAUUUGAAGCAACCGAGCAUUGUUUUAGGGUUUUGGAGUUCGGAACUCUGGUGAUCUCUUCGAACGCAUGUCCUUGUGAUCACUCCCGAGCCUGAGGCUCGGGAUCCGUACCAUGGCGUCAGAGAACGAGCCACAGGCUUGGAUCGAGGAGGAGCCGGAUCCGAGUGGUUGUUAUUUGCAGAAAUUCAAGCUCUACGAGACUCGAUCGAACUUUUACAUGAUAGGUAGAGACAAGAGUAGAACAUUUUGGAGGGUAUUAAAGAUAGACAGAUUAGAGCCUUCUGAGCUGAAUAUUCUUGAGGAUUCUACCACAUACUCAGAAGGUCAAUGUUAUGAUUUGUUGAAGCGGAUACAUGAAGGGAACAGGUCCACAGGUGGACUUAAGUUUGUCACGACUUGUUAUGGAAUCAUUGGGUUCAUUAAAUUUUUGGGGCCAUACUACAUGCUGCUUAUUACAAAAAGAAGGCAGAUUGGUGCAAUUUGUGGGCAUACAGUAUAUGCAGUCACCAAGAGCGAAAUGAUUCCACUGCCAAAUCCUACUGUGCGGUCAAAAAUGGCUAAUUUUAAGAAUGAGAACAGAUACAAGAAGCUCCUAUGCACAGUGGAUCUUACAAAGGACUUCUUUUUCAGCUACUCAUACCAUGUUAUGCGUAGUCUUCAAAAGAACUUAUGUGAUAAUCAGACAGGUCAAGUGCUUUAUGAGACUAUGUUUGUCUGGAAUGAGUACUUGACUCGGGGAAUACGGAAUCACCUCAAGAAUACUCUCUGGACUGUUGCUUUGGUCUAUGGCUUUUUCAAACAGGCUAAACUUUCAAUUUCUGGGAGGGAAUUUAAGUUCACUCUCAUUGCUAGGCGCUCACGUCAUUUUGCUGGCACCAGAUAUCUCAAACGAGGUGUAAAUGAGAAGGGUAGUGUGGCUAAUGAUGUUGAGACAGAACAGAUUGUGUUUGAAGAUGUUCCUGAAGGAUGUCCAACACAAAUAAGUUCUGUUGUACAGAACCGGGGAUCAAUUCCCCUAUUCUGGUCCCAAGAAACUUCACGAUUGAAUUUAAAACCUGAUAUUAUAUUGUCUAAGAAGGAUCAAAAUUAUGAAGCUACUAGGCUUCAUUUUGAGAAUCUUGUCAAGAGAUAUGGAAACCCAAUUAUUGUUUUGAAUUUAAUUAAGACACUAGAGAAGAAGCCCCGGGAAUCCAUACUUCGUGCAGAGUUUGCAAAUGCAAUUGAAUUUAUUAAUAAAGAUCUAUCAGAUGAGAACCGCCUAAAGUUUCUCCAUUGGGAUCUACACCAACAUUCUAGGAACAAAGCUGCAAAUGUUUUGGAACUACUUGGCAAAGUGGCUGCAUAUGCGUUGAACUUAACAGGUUUCUUUUAUUGUCAAGUAACACCAUCUUUGAGACCUGAGGGAUCUUUGAAGUGGGCCCGCUUCAGGAAAGAUGAUGCUGGUGACUGGUCUAGUCAGAACCAUUGCAACAAUAACAUGGAUGACACGGAUAACCUGGAAGCAGGACAGAGCAAAGAUAGUCAUGAUGCCAGCAAUCAUUUAUUCAAACCACCCAUGUUCCAAAAGGGUGUCCUCAGGACUAAUUGUAUAGAUUGCUUGGAUCGCACAAAUGUUGCCCAGUAUGCUUACGGUUUGUCUGCUCUUGCGCAUCAGCUUCUUGCCUUGGGGUUUAUUGAUGUACCAAAAAUAGACUUGGAUGCCCCUUUAGCGGAUGAUUUAAUGAGGUUUUAUGAGACAAUGGGUGACACCCUUGCACUCCAAUAUGGUGGAUCUGCUGCUCACAACAAGAUAUUCUCUGAGAGAAGAGGUCAAUGGAAGGCAGCAACACAAUCCCAGGAAUUCUUCAGAACUCUUCAACGAUACUAUAACAAUGCCUACAUGGAUGCUGAAAAACAAGACGCAAUAAAUGUGUUCUUGGGGCACUUCCAACCACAAGAGGGUAAACCUGCGCUUUGGGAACUAGUUUCAGAUCAGUAUUACAAUGUUGGAAGAAAUGGUGAUCCAUUUGGGGAUGAAAAUGCAAGGUCAUGUUUCAAAAGAUCUUUUUCAGAUGGCAACAUACUUUCUGAAAACUCCACACCUAUAUUGGCUACAAAUGUUGUGCAGAAGAAGCUUUCUAACUCGGCCUUGCCUGAAAGUAUGCAAGGAGGAGGUAGCAAGGGUUUCUCGGAGUCCACACCGGAAAUCUUAACCUGUGGAAGUGAUUUAUUGUAUUCAAGGUACAUACCAUCAAUGGCUCGAAGGCAGCUAUUUACAGAGAUGCAGAAAGACCAAUGUAUUGGAAGCAAUCAGAUUUAUCUUAAUGAACAUCGUGAUACAUUCAACUGCUCAAAUUUUCUUGAUGUUGACUGGCUCUCUUCCUCCGGGAAUUCAUGGGAGGAAGAAAUAUCUGACAGGUCUGGCCUCAUGAGCUCUCCAAUUACAGGCUUGUCCUCGGUGAAUGUUGUGAAUGGAAUAACAAUUGAAACAACACCACCUCAAAGCAAGUAUGGAUCCAGCAUGAAGGUAAAGGUGCAGACAGAAGCAGAUUUAGACACUCUUCGUGAAUUUUCUGACGGCUUUGUGCGUUGGGUAACUUAUGGAGAGACACUAUGCCAUUAACGCCCACCAAAAUUUUCCUUUUAUCAGUAUUUAUUCCCUUGCUUUACCUAACUUAACCUUUUUCAAGGAUGCCAGACCCUAAGUGGAAACUAUGGAGGGAAUGGAAAAGCAAAUUGGGGAAGCAGCUAAUGCGGUGGUACCGGCAUUCUUUUGUAAGAUAAAUCUCCCUUAAGUGAGGACUAAUUGGCUUUUUCAUGUAUGAUUUGCAGCAUUUAUUUGAUCCUGAAAACCUUGGUCGGAGUCCCAUAAAAAAAAGUAUGACGUAAAUAGGUACGGUUAUUCUUUUUGGAGCUCUUUGUUCCUUUCUCUUUCCCAGUCAAAUGGUUUCCAGGAUUCACCAAUCUUGUAAAUAUUUAUAAAUAUAUUCUGCUCAUUUGAGCUCCACUUUGCUUUCGGUCA